Molecule: messenger RNA, 9477 nt
Organism: Xyrichtys novacula (pearly razorfish)
Lineage: Eukaryota; Metazoa; Chordata; Actinopteri; Labriformes; Labridae
Source: the annotation of a GenBank genome assembly
GGUUAGACUAGGGCUGGGCGAUAUGGGAAAAAAUUAUUCACAAUAUAUUUUUUUAUAUCAGUCAAUAUAUAUCACAAUAUAAAAAAAUCACUUGUCAAUCUUAAAUGUUCCCUGUUACUCGUAAAUGAAACUUAACAGUGCUUAUUGGUAGCAUGUCUUUUGCAAUACAAUCAACUACUCUAUCUGUGAGGUCUUUGUGUCUCUGCGACAUUUUGUUGUAAGGCAUUGUACAAGAGAAAACAGAUGGAAUGGCCGGUUCAGUGCGGCGCAGACCCCGAGCAACUCCCCUUUUCAUUGGCUAUUCAUAGUCUACCAAAACAUGGCAGAAUGCAUGCCAGCUAUUGAAAAGCAUAUUGACCAUGUUUCAUAUAAUAUCAUCAUCAGGGAAAUUCAUUUUUGAUAUAUAUCAUUGUUGUUCUAUCGCCCAGCCCUAGGUUAGACAUUUAUUUCCAAAAUAAACAUUUUUCACUCUUGAAGGUGAAUUUAGUCUGUCAUAAGUGUAAUUAGAAUUGUGGUCAGGCCAAAAAAGAUCAUUUUAAAUUUGUUUUAUAGAUCAUUUGUGGUAUCUAUGAGCUACAACAUGAGGUCAAAAACCUAACAUAAAAGUCCACCAUUUUAGCUUAGAGGACUAAUAAAGUCAUCAUAGUAGUUCUGGGGUGAGUUAAGCCAGUGGCUCAACUGAGAAAGUGAAGAAGUCUGAUGAGAGGAUCAGAGUUUCAGUUCAAAUUGUUGAAAUGUGUUUCUCUUUCUUUUCACAAAUACAGCUGUGAAUGUUCUGAGUCACUUAAAGACAUUCUCAUGUUAAAAUGGCUUUUUACAAAACAGCUUUUUAGCAGGUAUAUGCAAUAAUAAUAUAAUUAAUAAUUGUACCAGUUGAAUAGUGUAUAAUAGAUAAAAAUACACAUGAAUGUAAAGAAGUGACUGUUAUUUAGGGAGAGAGAUGGUGAGGGAGGGCUGGGGUGGAGAAUGGGAGGGUAGUAGGGAUACGGCUUAAGUUGACCAUAGGAGACCACUUUUUUUGGUUAUAUUAUGAAGACAGUUAUGUUUACACUCAUUCUGUUGGUUUGCAGGGAUGAACAACAUCUUGAAAUAUGCAGAUACACUAGUUAGAAACAAAACUAUGACUGACUUGAUCCAAAAAUGAAAGCUGGCUCAUCUUAGCCCACUCUCCCCUAAUAGUAAAAAGUACAGAAUAUCUUGCUUUUUAAAGAGAGUUAUGGGCAUAUCAGUAUUUCCAUGCCUUUAACAUUUUUCUCUCAGUGUAGCAUUUAAGAUUUUUUACCCCUUCUGGUGUGACAGCUUGCAGUGACUGAGUUCAUUCCCACUCUCAGCUUCCAGGGUAAAGUUGGAACAGAAAGAAGAAGCCAGGAUUGCAUCAGGAAUGCUGGCAGUUGAUGGUUUUCCUCCACUCUUGCGCAGACAGGGGGUGGGGUGCCCGGCUGAAACGGGGAGGAGAAAAAGAGGGGGGAUUUGGGAAUCAUUCUUUGUCCUCACCCGCAGUACAGCGCACAACUGGAGGAGGGAAGGGGUCUCCGCGUAGGGAAAAAGGAAAAAACUGGAUCGUUUGAUAUCAGAGCGGGAGGGCUUCCUUUUUAGAAAGAGAAAACGAAGAAAAAGCUCUCGACAACUUUAAGGAGCCGCCCGGACAAAGAAGGGGAGCUUAAAAUCAGAGCUGAAGGUAAGAGAGCACACAAACAAACCCUGCUAACGUUAAAGCGGCAGCAUCAACACAUAGCUUUUCUUUUUAGCUUUUGCUAACAAUGGUGCUUUGGUUGGAGUUAUUUCUACAACUUUUAGCCCAUGAAGGUGGGUGAAUUCUUUCUGAGUGGUGCUUUUGUUUUUUUCCAAGGUUUUUAAUCGGAUAUUUGUCUCCAAACUUAGCAAGGAGGACGAUUGUUCUCAGGCUAACUUCAAUUUGGGCGCACAGGCUGGAAGUAGUCAGCGCUGAUUAAACAACCAAAUUGGGCUCGUUGUGUGAAAUUUCAGGAAAUUUUCGGCGUCCUUUUAAGUUCUCCUUUUGGGUCUUUAAAACUACGGUUGUGCUGAACAUGUAUGUUGUGUUUUAACUGGGCUCCCCGAGUAUGGCUCAGGUUUUAGUGGUGGAAAAAGGCGCAGGAAUCCCUGUUUUUUAAAUUAUUUUUCCUUUUUUUUUCCCCGUGACUCUCACCCAUCUACUUAACCGUUUUGUUUUGCAGGUACCUUUAAUAAUCUGGAGUUUUCUUUGUAACGUACGUGACGCCGUGUCACACGUUACGUAGUUUAACCGUUGAUUUUCCGUUCGCGUUACUGGCUGUGGAAGCAUGUGGAGCGCCGUGGUGACGUCGCGUCCCGUUAAGCACGAGGGGUUAUCUUUCAGGCUUUCAUGGCGAAAUGAUAAGUUUUGGAUCUCUAUCCAAACUAUCGACGUAAUCGCUAAUUAAACAACCAAAUUGGACUCGUUGUGUGAAAUUUCAGGAAAUUUUCGGCAUGCUUUCGCAGUUCUCCUUUGGUUCUUUAAAACUACUGCUGUGCUGAACAUCUGUAUUGUUGCUUUACGGGGUUUCUCGUGUAUGGUUUGGGUUUUUAGUGGUGGAAAGGGGCACAGGAAUCCAGUCUCUAUAUUUAUUUAUUCCUUUUUACGUGGCUCCCACUCGUUUACAAAAUUGUAUUGUUUUAAAGGUAACUGAAAAAUCCGGAGUUUUCUCUGUAACGAACGUGACGCCGUGUAACACGCUACGUAGCUUUCCCGUUGCUUUUCCGUUAGCGUAACUGGCUGCGGAAGCACGAGGAGCGUCGUGGUGACGUCGAGUCCCGUUAAGCAAGAGGGUUUAUCUUUCAGGGUUUCAUGGCGAUAUGAUAAGUUUUAGAUUUCUAUUUCAACUAUCAACUUAAUCGCCAAUUAAAUAACCAAAUUAGGCUCGUUGUGUGAAAUUUCAGGAAAUUUUCAGCGUCCUUUUGCAGUGGUUCUUUAAAAACUACUAUUGUGCUUAACAUGUAUAUUGUGUCUUUACUGGGCUCCUCCUGUAUGGUUCUGGUUUUAGUGCAGGAAAAAGGCGCAGGGAUCCUGCCUCCUUUUUUUUCUGUACCCCUAACUGUUACUUAACUGUAUUGUUUAACAGGUAGUUGAAUAAUCUGAAAGUUUCCUUCAAACGUACGUAACAGCUGCUACGCGGUGUAACACGCUACGUAGCUUACCCGUUGCUUUUCCUUUAGCGUUAUUGGCGUUGGAAGCAUGUGGAGCGCUGUGGUGAUGUUGUGUUACGUUAAGCAUGAGAGGUUAUCUUUUCAGGGUUUCGUGGGGAGUAGAUAAGUUUUACAUUUCUAUUUUGAAAUAUCAACUUAGUUUUAUUUUUAUUUUCAAACAAGACUGGACCAUCGCACAAGUCUCGUGUAAAUUUACUGUGCAACAGCAUGACGCGUAACCCAUGAUGUGAAAUGUUGAUUUAAGUCUCAUUUCUUGGGUCAGUUCAAGGCACGCCUGUCUGUGACUCAUAUUCUAACAUUUUUCACAUUUUCCUUGCUAGCCUCUCUGGGCCUCUUUGCCAUCAAGCUUCAAGAUAAGCGAGGGAUAACCUAAACCUGCCUCCCAGAUGUGAGGGGCCACAAAAGCCCCUCUGCUACAGAGGCCUUUAUCAGAGCUGAAACUAGGGUGCUAGAUGGCUGGUUAGUGCUUCAAACAGGUCCAGAUGGCAGGUUUUAUGUAUAUUUAAUCAGAACUUUGAGUGAAAAGGAUUAUAUCAGGACAACUUAGUACAAAAGAGACCUAAAUAACAGUUAGAGGUGAUAAACAACAUUUUAGCGACAGUCUUCUAAUCAAAAUGUGGUGAUAUGAUCUAAAACAAAGUCAGUAAUUGUUCUGGUCCACAUGCAUGGAGAAGCCUGAGCUGAUUGAGUUUAUUGACACAACUGAAUUUGAUCGCUUUCAUCAAUAUUUACCUUAAACAUCUUUGCUUGAAAAAGGAGCCGUAAAUGGCAUUGUAUUACUUAUUUAUCUGGUUUAAUGUGGAUGUUAAAACGGCAUUCAGAAAAUCAAGAGCACUUAUUUAUGACCAAUUUGAGAUGGCCUCAAAUACAGCAUUAAGUAUCCAAACACAUUUUCUGCUUACUUUGUCAUACUGUUAAUUCCAUUAAGCGAAACUACAUCAAAUUUUGUAAAGCAGUGCACUUCCUCAGUGGCUCUGUCAGCAAGAAAAGUAAGCAAGUUUUAUGAUAAGCACACAAACACACACGUCUUAAAACUAACAGAACUUGAUUUUCUUUAACAGGCAGAAACAUGAUAUUUAAUAUUUACCCUGCUGUCACGUUCAGAUUGUUUGGUUAAAUCUCUCUGUUUGGGGGAGGUUUGACAAACAUGCUGACAUAAAUUUCAGCUCUGACAGUAGCUGGAGGCAAAUCCUAGCUGCUAACCCAGAUUACAAGCUGCAAAGUGGGCUGCUGACAACUAUUCCUUACAUGUCGUGUGCAGCCUGACAAAGAGGAAUGCAGCUAAUAUUGUAGGUGACUGACCCUGUGGUUGUAGAUACAGCUGAUAUGGAAGGAUUAAUGAUAGCCGGCAAACUUAAAGUCUGUGUGUAGUUCAGUUGAGUUUCAGACUGAGGAUUUUUGAUCGAUGAUAGGAGAACUUGCAUUAUUGUGCUAUUUCUUGUCAUGUGUGUGAACUCUAAAUCACCCUGGAUGUAAAUAAAAUCAAUGAUGUUCGAAAACAGUCUGUUCAGCAGAUUGAUUGGCAAUGCAAGUGAGAUGUGAUAGAGCUGCCAUUCAUUUGAUUCUUGUCAGAGAAUUGGACACUUUUGCGCCUGGGUGCCAAACUCUUAUCGUUUAAAGGAUAGCCAUGUCUGAAGUUAACUUUAAAGUCACACCUGUAAAGCACUUCCAUUCAUGCAGCGCUCCCAUUCACACCUUGGGAGUAACCAAAUACACGCUCACCCUUUAUUUGAGAUAUGGGGCACUUACAACAACACAUAUCUGAUCAUGUACUACACUAUAAGUCUGUUAUGCUUGAUAGGAAAUGUUAAACAGUGCAAAUUUGGUUAAAGUGAUUGUGAAUUACACUAGCUGACACAUUUAAACUCUUUCACUCAUUUGAGGUUAACCCUGUAAAAAGCUAGGAUCUCUGCAUCAAAUCCAGGUAUUCAAGUUUCUGUAACGGUUAAAAGGAGACGAAUAUGUCAGAGUUGAAAACUCUGAACCAAUGAAAACUCAUUUGCCGUUGCAAAAUUUUCCACAGCCUUGUGUUUCUGUUAUGGAGCUGAGGCAAAGGCAUUGUUACUCCACUUUUAUGUGCCCCUGCUUGAGUAAGACUGGUCAGACAGGAAUGCUGGGAGAUUAAAACAUACUGCUUAUUAAAAACAUGUGGUGGGAACCCUUGUCACAUCCUAUGGCAAGCAGAUAGGCUGAGAACUCGAUUGCCAUCAUAAUACCUGCUCAUACACGCCUUUAAUAAUCUGCAGCAGCAAAUCUCACCAUGAGAAAGAUUUCUCAUUAGACACGCCUAUGAUUGCUUUUACUGAUCAAGAGUUGAUUUCUGGCUCUUUGAAGAUCCUUUUUCAAAUUAAAAGGACCUAGAAGUUGUAAAACUUAUGUAUCAAAGUGAGGGACUGAACAAUAUAUAGUUCUCAAACACAGAACAAUCACAGCCCUGGCUGUUAACUAGGGUACGAGAGCCAGAGUGGUUUAUAGUUUCGCACAAUGACUCAGCAGGAGUAGCGGUGAGGUUAAUCACAGCUGGUGUGAAACCACAGCAGCUCUGCAUUACCUCUUUCUCUUUAUUGGCUCUUUACUUUUCUAACCGUAGGCUGACAAUCAAACCACAACUGCCUUUGAAUUCACAAGAAAAACUGAAUGUUGAGGUUUUUUUUUUUUUUUUAGUUUUACAUAAUUUUUAAUUGAAUGGGUAGAGUAGGAUUUAAGAUUCAGGUACAAACAAGUCACUGAGCAACUCAUGAGGAUGAGGAAUGAUCAUGAAUGUUAGCUGCUUCUACAUUUUGGCUUGUUUAUAUAAAGGACUUGUUUGUGUCUUAACACUGAACCUAAAUGUCAGAUUUCAUGUGUCGGUUGUCUGGUUUAGGAUGAAUAACUUGAUGGCUUCACAUAGACCUUUUUGGUUUUAAUCCAGACAAUGCAGCCUCUACAUGCUUGGUCAUGGCAGUAACAUGGAGUGACUUAGCAGUAAAGUAUCCUAAGAGCUCCACCUUGUGGCUAUUUGUGGCAAUAACAUGGAAAAACACAAGUUGUAGAACCAGAUGUUGUAUGAGAAUCAAUGAUAAACUUGACUGUAGGUGCCUGUAAUAUGAUAUCAUGUAACACAACUGCUCUCUGUUGAAUGCGACUAAUUUCCCUUUUCUUUUUUUCCCCACAGGUUUGAGAGGUUCCCUCCAAAUCUACAAGCAAAAUGAGCUGGAGCUUCCUCACGCGUCUGUUGGAUGAGAUUUCCAAUCACUCCACAUUCGUGGGCAAAAUCUGGCUCACCCUCCUCAUCGUCUUCAGGAUCGUCCUGACCGCUGUUGGUGGUGAAUCUAUCUACUAUGAUGAACAGAGUAAAUUUGUGUGUAACACGCAACAACCUGGAUGUGAGAACGUGUGCUACGAUGCCUUUGCGCCGCUGUCACACAUCCGCUUCUGGGUGUUUCAGGUGAUUAUGAUCACCACCCCCACCAUCAUGUACCUUGGCUUUGCUAUGCACAAAAUCGCCCGCAUGGAUGACGACGACUACAGGCCAGGAAGGAGGAAGAGGAUGCCGAUCGUGAGCAGGGGUGCGAAUCGUGACUACGAAGAAGCAGAGGAUAACGGGGAGGAGGACCCCAUGAUCCUGGAGGAGAUCGAGCCAGAGAAGGAGAAGGAGGUGGUGGAGAAGCCCUGUAAAAAGCAUGAUGGGCGCCGCCGCAUCAAACGUGAUGGCCUGAUGAAAGUGUACGUGUUCCAGCUGCUGUCACGUGCCAUCUUUGAGGCCUCCUUCCUGUUUGGACAGUACGUCCUCUACGGGUUAGAGGUGGUACCAUCUUAUGUUUGCACGCGCUCUCCCUGCCCGCACACCGUGGAUUGCUUUGUGUCACGUCCCACAGAGAAAACCAUCUUCCUCCUCAUCAUGUACGCCGUCAGCGCCUUGUGUCUGCUCUUCACUGUGCUGGAGAUCAUUCACCUUGGCAUCAGUGGAAUUCGGGAUUGCUGUUGCGCACCAAGACCGAGACCUCCCCCCCCUCGCCAUCCCGCUCUGGGCAGCCAGAGGUCCUCCAUCUGCCGCCAGCCCUCUGCACCCCCAGGCUACCACACAGCGUUGAAGAAGGACCCAUCAGGGAAGAUGAACUUCAGGGACAACCUGGGAGACUCGGGUCGCGAGUCAUUCGGCGACGAGGCGUCAUCACGGGAGCUGCAGAGGCUGCGCAGACACCUGAAACUGGCCCAGCAGCAUCUGGAUCUGGCUUAUCAGAACGAGGAGAGCAGCCCAUCACGCAGCAGCAGUCCAGAGUCCAAUGGUACCGCAGUGGAGCAGAACAGACUAAACUUUGCCCAGGAGAAGCAGAGCAGUACGUGUGAGAAAGGUGAGGCUUUGAACGCUACAACUGAUCUCAUCGCGUCAUAUUGUGUUUUGUAUUUCAUAGUAUAAAAAGCCUUUCUGACUCUGAAUCAUCCCUCUGUCCACAGGUCUCCGUGCAUAAGUUCUCAUCAGUCAAGUUGACACUAAAGGGCAGAGAGUGGACAAACAAAAAGGGAAUCAAAGUGAGAGUGUGUGUGCGUGCGUGUGUAUGUUUGGCCUGAUCUCGCUUGAGGUGGAUGAAGUCAACCCAAGCCGUCCAGUGUUACGAUCAGCUGUGGUUGAGCAACAAGUCGAAUGAGGAGGAAGAGGAGAGCAGUCGUCUUAACCCAGCAAUACUUGAGAACCCAGCCUGUCUGAAGAUCCAAAGUGCUUACCAACAACCGUCAUGCAGCAAGAACGGUGAAGGUUCACGUGUGCUUCUCCCUCAGGGCAGCUAUUCUUUUUUUACAAAUAUUUUUAUUACAAGACUUAGAACUAUUAGUCUUUUUUUAUGAGUUUGUCCUCGUUUUUGAAGUUCGCAGUGAGUGAAUCUCAAUUUUUUGCCUUAGACCAAAACUGGAACUCCGUGUUGUGGCAUUUUGUCGAGGAAAGGCUAAGCCAGUAGUUGAGCAAAAAAAAAAACAAAACAAAAAGAAAAAACGUGUUGUAACUGUACGAAUCUUUUGAGCGAGUGCGAUGCAAAGAGAUGGUUAACGGACAAGGCACCAUUCAUUGAAAAGAGGUACUGGAGUAGUUAUCAUUGCUGAUGAAGACUUUUCAAGGUGUUAAUUUUCAUACAAAGGUUUCGUUCAUCAAGUGUGUGAUGUUUAUGACUUUUUUUUAUAGUUUUAAAAAAAAUGUUGGCACUGCACCAGUCAACAUUCCCAAGCCUGGUGCCUCGACGGUAACUGGAACACACUUGGGGUGCCUUUGUCCAAAGGAAUAAACAAACCUGGGUAAUGCUUGAAAAACAUGUAACUCUUGAUAUUGUAUUGUAUUGUUUAAACGUGUAUUUGAUACUGUUCUUUAUUUUUGUAGUAGUUUUGACUGUUGUGCGAUUGAAAAAGGCUCUUGUCACUGUGGCUUUUUUUAUUUUAAAAGGAAUGACAUUCACUGCUGUCUUAGCUCCCUAAAGCCAGAUUUAAUCAUUGACUGGUCUGUUCGAAAUAACGGUCAGGUACGAUUGUAGUUCAAGUGCAACAGUUCUUUAAUUUUCAAUAAUACACAUCUUGGUUUUAAUUUUUAUACAUCUUACUUGACCAGGUUACAUUCCCCAUUUCUGUUUGAGUUAAACAGUGUAUGUAUCUUGAAUAAGGGAUUUUACUGUCUGUCACGUUCCAUGUCUUUAAGUGCUGAUUUCUGGAUCAAUGUUAUCAGUGGUCCAGAAUCUCAAGAGUUGUAAAUGAUCAAAUCAUUUCAAUGUGAAUUCAAUGCCUUGAAUGCGCUCUUCCAAGACGCCAUCUUUUGUAUUCUGAAUCAUACCCACAGUGCCAUUAGUAUCAACUCAAAUAUUGUCAUCUCAAGUUAUUUUUGAGCAAUGCUUUUUGUACUUUUUAUACUUUUUGUAUUGAUAGUACUUUGUGGUUAGUUUUUACAAUAAAUUUUUUCUCAACAAAUUACAGUUUUCCAGAGUUUUGUGUAUAUUUUACUUCCAUUACCAAAGACAAGCAUUUAGAUCUGGGUGAACUCAUUGAUUUGUACAUAAACUGCUAGACUUUGAAUUAACAUAUUAAAGGUUUUGGUAACCACCUUUUUCUUAUAAUAGCGGUUAGCAAACAGCGUAUAGGUGCACUAUCAUCACAUUCUAGACAUAGUGGAUCACUUUUGCCGGAGCUCAGUUGUUGAACUUUAACCAGAUGUGCAGCACAGUAUGUAUAAACCAACAGUGGCCUCUGGUGGCAUCAGCUGAUAUCUAUGAAUGGUGUAGUUUGACAGCUCUUCAGCUGCUAUGUGUCCCAGGCAAUAAAUCUUUUACUAAAGCCAAA